Messenger RNA from Centruroides sculpturatus (bark scorpion), 1663 nucleotides. Its product is annotated as glutaryl-CoA dehydrogenase, mitochondrial-like. Gene Ontology annotation, molecular function: glutaryl-CoA dehydrogenase activity; fatty-acyl-CoA binding; flavin adenine dinucleotide binding. The transcript is spliced from 11 exons. The record is from RefSeq and is a predicted model, not a curated record. NCBI's taxonomy places the organism in Eukaryota, Metazoa, Arthropoda, Arachnida, Scorpiones, Buthidae. Gene Ontology annotation, cellular component: mitochondrial inner membrane. Gene Ontology annotation, biological process: fatty acid beta-oxidation using acyl-CoA dehydrogenase; fatty-acyl-CoA biosynthetic process. The coding region runs from base 305 to 1597 and encodes 430 amino acids.
UAUUUGACUGGAAUUAGCAUCAUCAUUAUAUCAAUAAUAUUUAUGUUUUUUAAAUAUUCAGCUACCGACUUUAUUAAAUAUUUACAGUCGGUAAUUAUUUUCAAUCUGAUAAUUUUAAAAAAUUAUCAAAGUUUAGCAGAUGGCGCUGGUAGUUUAAAAAGAAAUGUGAUAAGAUGGUGAAGUGAUUGGGAAAUGUGUCACACUGAUAUUAAACUGUGUUAAACGAUUGUUGUUUAUCUAAUAAAAAUAGGAACAAUUUUGUUCGAUCGUUUUGAAAGUCGUAAGGAUCGUUUAAUUAUACAAUAUGAGGCUGUAUAAAAUGUUAAAAUCUCCUUUGCUGCGACGUUCAAACUUCUCCAAAGCUGUGAAAUAUUUUACAACUUCUGAAGUUAGAGGAAAGAAUGAACAUAAGUUAAAAGUUUUAUUCAAUUGGAAAGAUCCACUAAAUUUAGAAAGCAUGUUAACUGAUGAUGAAAUUAUGAUGCGGGAUCAGGUUCGCAAUUAUUGUCAAGAAAAAUUAAUGCCUCGAGUAUUGAUGGCUAACAGAAACGAACAUUUUGAUAGAGAAAUUGUAUCUGAAAUGGGAUCUUUAGGUGUUCUUGGUCCAACAAUAAAAGGUUAUGGAUGUGCUGGUACAUCGUCAGUUGCUUAUGGCUUAAUAGCACGAGAAGUUGAAAGAGUGGAUAGUGGAUAUCGUUCAGUGUUAAGUGUCCAAUCUUCUCUUGUGAUGCAUCCAAUUAAUGAAUUUGGGUCUGAUGAACAAAAAGAAAAAUAUUUACCAAAAUUAGCAAGUGGCGAAAUAAUUGGAUGUUUUGGUCUAACUGAACCUAAUCAUGGAAGUGAUCCAGGUGGAAUGGAAACUAGAGCUAAAUAUGAUUCAAAGGACAAAGUAUAUAUUUUGAAUGGUAGUAAAACAUGGAUUACAAAUUCACCAGUUGCAGAUAUUUUUAUUAUUUGGGCCAAAUGUGAUGAUAAUGUAAUACGUGGAUUUAUAUUAAAGAAAAAUAUGAAAGGAUUAUCAGCUCCAAAAAUUGAAGGAAAAUGUUCUCUUCGUGCUUCUACUACAGGAAUGGUCCUAAUGGAUGAAGUAGUGGUGCCAGAAAAAAAUGUUCUUCCUAAAAUAGAAGGACUUAAGGGUCCAUUUAGUUGCCUUACUAAUGCAAGAUAUGGUCUUUCUUGGGGAGCACUUGGUGCAGCAGAAUUUUGCUUUGAAACAGCAAGACAAUAUGCUUUGGAUAGGAAACAAUUUGGUAGACCAUUAGCAAAGACUCAGUUAAUUCAGAAAAAAUUGGCAGAUAUGUUAACAGAAAUAGCACUUGGAUUUCAAGCUUGCCUUCAAGUUGGAAGAUUAAAAGAUCAAGGAAAGUUUUCACCAGAGAUGGUUUCCAUUUUAAAAAGAAAUUGCUGUGGUAAAUCUUUAGAAAUAGCACGAACAGCUCGUGAUAUUUUAGGAGGAAACGGCAUUAGUGACGAAUAUCACGUAAUUCGACAUAUGAUGAAUUUGGAAGCUGUUAAUACGUACGAAGGAACCCAUGACAUUCAUGCUUUGAUCUUAGGAAGAGCCAUUACUGGACUGCAAGCAUUCUCAGAAGGUUGAUUAUGUAAAAAUAAAGUAGUUUAUAUUUUUGAUAAGCCAAUAAACACUUCAACAUAAAUGAUUUUA